This is a messenger RNA of Limulus polyphemus (Atlantic horseshoe crab), 1478 nucleotides long. Its product is annotated as follistatin-like. Gene Ontology annotation, biological process: anatomical structure development. Gene Ontology annotation, molecular function: calcium ion binding; protein binding; collagen binding. Lineage: Eukaryota; Metazoa; Arthropoda; Merostomata; Xiphosura; Limulidae. The coding region runs from base 198 to 1178 and encodes 326 amino acids. The record is from RefSeq and is a predicted model, not a curated record. The transcript is spliced from 6 exons.
GUCCAAUAUUUCUGAAAAUGAAUGAAUAAGCGUAUCUUAGUAAACCACGCCUCCAAUGGAUCACGUGCCACCUGCGAGUGCUAAUUUACUAUGUUUAUGAUGCCUACUACAACGGGUUAAAUUGAUCGCUCGGCAACAGUUGAAGAGCUAGAAGCAGGUUGCUUUAGGGAAACGUCGAGAUUCCGAGCACGUGCAUCAUGCAUCCGUUACUCGUGGUUGUCUAUUCACUCUCAGCCGUAUGGUUUUAUAUUGUGGUGGCAGAAGCGGGAUACUGCUGGUUUAAAGUUAACAAGAACGGACGUUGUACGAUAUUUUUCGGGGCAAAUAUUUCACAUCAGGAAUGCUGUUCGGACAACAGAGCCAAUACAGCUUGGACAUCACAAACCAUUCAACCCGGCCAGCUGUUCUAUUUAACAGUACUUGGCGGCGGUGUACCUUGUGAACCCUGUAAAGAAUCUUGUGUGGGCGUGAAAUGCCCGGAUGGGAGAGCAUGCAAGAUGAAACGUGGUAAGCCAAAGUGUGUUUGUCGACCAAAAUGCCCGAAAUGGAAGCGUCGAGUAGGAGCCGUGUGUGGAAACGAUGGCAAGACAUACAGAAACAUCUGUAAACUGUUGAAGGUUCGCUGUAGGAAAAAUUCAAACUUGGAAGUAGCAUAUUUUGGUCCUUGUCGAGACAGCAGCUGUGACAAAGUCAGAUGUCCAGGUAAGAGGACUUGUCUGCUUGACCAGUACCUCCAACCUCACUGUGUUCGUUGCAGAAAGCAGUGUCCAGUUAAGAAACGGCCUCGGUUCUUAUGUGGUUCUGACAACAUCACCUAUACCAGCCUGUGUGAAUUAAGAAGAGCCACGUGUAAAAAGGGAGGAACAAUAAAAGAAAUCUACAAAGGACGUUGUAAAGCAAACGCUACUUGUGAGACAAUUCGAUGUCACCAGAGGAAAACUUGCUUACUUAAUUUGAAAACGAGGCUUCCCACGUGUGUCCGUUGUCCAAUGGCCUGUCCAUGGGUGAAGUCAGUCCCUAUCUGUGCCACUAAUAAUCAGACAUAUUUAAACUGGUGCCAGAUGAUGAUACAUUCUUGUCAAACAAAGGUUAUGUUGGAGACCACAAGUAAAGAAGCAUGUUCAGGCACAUCGGAAAGAAAUCAUAUUUCCAUUCACACUUUAACUUAUCAACAGUAAAAUAUGCAGAGGAAAGUUUCACUGCGGAUAUGUAAAAAUAUAAAACGUCUAAAUAUCGGUAGUUACUACUCUAGAGUUACUGGUCUUUUCACUAGGUGACGCUAUUUACCACCAGACAGCAUUAAUUUUAUUAAAACUUCGACUGGAAUCAAGCAUCGCACAAUGACGCACUAUUAGAAUAUUUGCUGUAGAGUUGGUUUACUGUAAAUUUGUAAAAAGUGAUGAAUACUAAUUUAUGUUGUUCUUUUUUUUUCAUUAAAGUGUAGUAUUAAUUUUUAUGUCAUCAUAUUAAGUAAUAUA